CAGGAGCAGGGGAAGACUUCAAAACAAGGCUGCAGCAUGGUCGGCCAGACGUUCUCACUUUUUCUUCUGGGAACUUUGCUUAUAGUUCAUUGUAGUUCAGAAGAUUGUACAGCAGACCAGUUUCGCUGUCAAAAUGGCCAGUGCGUUCCUGCAAUCUGGAAGUGUGAUGGUAUUGUUGACUGUAGUGAUGAUUCUGAUGAAUCGGAGUGCCCUGCACCAACCUGCGCACUGGGACAGUUCCAAUGUGUGGGAGAUGGGGAAUGUAUUUCUCAGAGUUGGGUCUGUGAUGAUGAAGAAGACUGUGAUGAUGGAUCUGAUGAGCGUCAGCUAUGCUCUGCAAAAACAUGCACUAGUGAACAGUAUACUUGCACCAAUGGAGAAUGUAUUCCAAGUGAAUACAGGUGUGACCAUGUCGACGACUGCACAGACAAAAUUGAUGAAAGUGGCUGUCUUUAUCCUAUUUGCACACAAAUGGAGUGCUCAAAUGGAGCCUGUUACAACUCCAGUCAACACUGUGAUGGAAAUUUGAACUGCAGGGAUGGAACAGAUGAAAGCAAUUGCACUCAGAGAUGUAACAGUGGUCAGUUUCAAUGUGCCAAUGCAGAAUGCAUCCCAGAGAUAUUUGUAUGCGACCACGAUGAUGACUGUGGAGAUAGAAGUGAUGAGCAAAAAUGUGUUUAUCCAGCCUGCUCAGGAAAUUAUUUUACCUGCCCCAGCGGCCAUUGCAUUCACCAGAAUUGGCUCUGUGAUGGAGAUGAUGACUGUGGAGAUAAUGCUGAUGAAAAAGGAUGUGAAAGGAGGCAACAGGAAGACUGCUUACCAGGUGAAUGGACUUGUCCAAACUCCCGGAACUGUAUCCCUGUAAGCAAAUUAUGUGAUCAGAUCAAUGAUUGUUCUUUUGGUGAAGAUGAAACAAACACCACAACAGGAAACAAUUGCAGUGUAAUCAACUGUGCUGCUUUAAGCUGUGAAUAUGCCUGUCAUGCUUCCCCAUCAGGGGGAGUAUGCUAUUGUCCAUUGGGAUUUGUGGUGAACACUGAUGGCCGUUCCUGUAUUAAUUUUAAUGAAUGUAACAUGUGGGGAGCUUGUGACCAGCUGUGUGAAGACCGAAUUGGAAGCCAUGCAUGUUCCUGUGUCGAGGGAUAUGUUCUAGAGCACCACAAGCACUGCCGAGCAAAUUCCUCAUAUGGAAUUCCAUCCAUUAUCUUCUCAAAUGGUCGUGAUUUGCUGAUUGCUGAUGUUCAUGGAAAGAAUGUACGGAUUCUUGUACAGUCUCGCAAUCGUGGCAUUGUUGUUGGUGUGGAUUUUCACUACUAUCUGGACAAAAUCUUUUGGACCGAUACCAUGCAGAAUAAGGUGUUCUCUGUAGAUCACAGUGGCUCUAGAAUCCAACAAAUUUUGAAUGUUUCCAUUGACUCUCCUGAAAACAUAGCAGUGGACUGGGUGAACAAUAAAUUGUAUGUGGUGGAGACGAGCAUUAGCCGAAUUGAAGUAGUAGAUCUGAAUGGAAGUAAUCGAAUAACACUGAUAGCAGAAAACCUGGGAAACCCUCGAGGCAUUGCUGUUGACCCCACUGUAGGCUAUUUAUUCUUCUCUGACUGGAAUAAUAUUUCUGGAGAACCUAAACUAGAGCGAUCCUUUAUGGACGGAACCCAUCGCUUUGAACUAGUCAAGACAAAGCUGGGAUGGCCUGCAGGAAUAACACUGGACAUCAUCACAAAAAGAGUUUAUUGGGUUGACAGCCGUUAUGACUACAUUGAGACUGUAACAUACGAUGGACUUGAAAGAAAAACUGUUGUUAGUGGAGGUGCUGCUAUUCCACAUCCUUACGGAAUAACUAAUUUUGAGGAUAAAUUAUAUUAUACUGAUUGGACCAAGAUGGCACUUAUGAGAGCCAAUAAGUCUACAGAAAAUGACCCACAAAUUGUCUAUCAAUCUUCAUUGAGACCAUUUGGAGUGACAGUUUAUCAUUCACUCAGGCAGCCAUUUGUGAGAAAUCCAUGUGGCAGGAAUAAUGGUGCAUGUGAACAUAUCUGCAUCCUUAGCCAUGCAACUGACAAUGAUGGCCUGGGUUUCCGAUGUCGGUGCAGAUUAGGUUUUGAUCUUCACCAUGAUGGGAAACAUUGCUAUGCCGUGACCCAGUUCCUACUAUUUUCAUCGCAGAUGGCUGUUCGUGGAAUUCCUUUCAACAUCUCCACUCAGAAAGAUGUCAUCUUGCCUGUGACUGCAAGUCCCUCUUACUUUGUGGGACUUGAUUUUGAUGCCGCAGAACAGUCAAUCUUUUUCUCUGAUACAAGGACGGAUCUAAUCUAUAAACAGAAAAUUGAUGGAACAGACCGGGAAAUCCUAGUUGCCAAUAGAGUGGAUGGAGUAGAAGACCUGGCUUUUGAUUGGAUUUCAAGGAAUCUUUACUGGACUGAUGCACGUUACAGCAGUAUUUCUGUUCUGCGUCUAGCUGAUAAGUCCAGGAGAACAAUUGUUGAGAACUUGAACAAUCCUAGAUCCAUUGUUGUGCAUCCAUUAAUGGGAUAUAUCUUCUGGACAGACUGGUACAGACCAGCAAAGAUCAUGAGAGCCUGGAGUGAUGGGUCAAAUGCAGUGGCAAUAGUUAACACAACACUGGGCUGGCCAAAUGGUCUUGCUAUUGACUGGAGUUCUCUUCGUCUGUAUUGGGUGGAUGCCUUUUUUGAUAAAAUUGAGCACAGUUCCUUCAGUGGUUCAGACAGACAGACACUCAAUCAAGUUAGCCAAAUGUCACACCCAUUUGGUCUUACAGUGUUUGGUGGUUAUGCAUACUUUACUGACUGGAGGCUGAACGGAAUAGUCCGUGUUCGGAAAGUGGAUGGUGGUGGGAUGUCUAUUAUCAGGAGAGGCAUCAACAAUAUUAUGCAUGUAAAAUCAUUUGAUGCUUCUGUACAGACUGGUUCCAACUACUGUAACAAACCGACAAAUCCCAAUGGAGACUGUAGUCACUUUUGCUUCCCAAUACCCAGCUAUCAGAGAGUCUGUGGUUGCCCCUAUGGAAUGAAACUUGACUCCAACAACAUUAACUGCAUUGAAGAUCCAUCAAGUGAAAGACCCACUCAACAGUGUGCCUUCUUUUCUUUUGCUUGUGCCAAUGGAAAAUGUGUGCCAAGUUACAAUCGCUGCGAUGGAGUUAAUGACUGUCAUGAUAACAGUGAUGAAGCAAACUGUGGAACUUUAAAUGUCACAUGCUCGUCAUCUGCCUUUACAUGCCCCAAUCAUGAGUGCAUUCCAAAUUAUUGGAGAUGUGACGGACAAGAUGACUGCUCAGAUGGGAGUGAUGAAAAGGGAUGCCCAACCCAUCAUCCCACAACUUGCACUGCAAAUUAUUUUACCUGCACUAAUUCCCGGUGUAUUCCUAAAAGAUGGGUUUGUGACACAGAUAAUGACUGCGGAGAUGGCUCCGAUGAGUUUAACUGCGAUUUCACAAGUACCUGCCAGCCUGAGCAAUUUUUGUGCCCAGAACAUCGGUGCAUUGAUCCUGCUUAUAUAUGUGAUGGUGAUGAAGACUGUCUGGAUGGAUUGGAUGAACAAGGCUGUGUGUACAACUGCACUUCCAAUGAAUUUAAAUGUGCAAGUGGAGGACAGUGCAUCAGCAACUUCUACCACUGUGAUGGAGUUUUUGAUUGCAAUGAUCAUUCUGAUGAGGCAGGAUGCCCCACUCGACUGCCAGGUAUGUGCCACCAAAAUGAAUUUCAGUGUCAAGAUGACGGUGCCUGUAUUCCAUUAAAUUGGGAAUGUGAUGGUUAUGCAGAUUGUACUGAUGGAUCAGAUGAACACCUUAACUGUUCACCAAAGAAUUGUUCUGCCAGCUAUUUUCAGUGUGAGAAUGGAAAUUGUAUCUUCAGAGGCUGGCUAUGUGAUGGUGAUAAUGACUGUAGAGACAUGAGUGAUGAAAGAGACUGCCCAACACAGCCAUUUCAUUGUCCCAGUAACCAGUGGCAGUGUCCAGGUCUCAGUACCUGCCUGCCUUUGGAUAAGGUGUGCGACCGUACUCCAGACUGCCCAAAUGGUGCAGAUGAAUCUCCACUGUGCAAUUCAGAGAGCUGCAAUGAAAACAAUGCAGGUUGUACACAUGGAUGCAUUGAGGGGCCCUAUGGUGCACAAUGCACUUGCCCAAGUGGCUAUCAGCUUACAAAUGAUUCCAAGACCUGUGAAGAUAUCAAUGAAUGUAAUCCCCCAGGCAUUUGUAGCCAAAUAUGUUACAAUGAAAUGGGAUCUUUCAGGUGCAUCUGUGAUGAUGGUUUCACUUUAGAAGUAGAUGAGAGGACUUGCAAAGCUUCAGAUUCAACCAAUGUUCAAAUAAUGGUGGCAAGCCGUGAUCAGAUAGUUUCUGAAAACAUUAGUGCUCAUCCACAUGUCAUUCAGAGUGUUGUCCGAGAUGGGAGAAAUAUUGUUGCAAUUGACUUUGAUUCAAUAACUGGUCGAAUUUAUUGGUCAGAUGUAAGUCAGGACAAAGUUUGGAGUGCUUUUGAAAAUGGAACAGAUCAAAAAAUUAUAUUUGACAGUGGUGUGACUGUCACAGAAAGCCUUGCUGUGGAUUGGGUUGGCCGUAAUCUCUACUGGGUAGACUACGUUCUUCAAACAAUUGAGGUUUCAAAGCUGGAUGGCAGUCACAGAAGCGUGUUACUUAGUGAUAAUAUAACAAAUCCCAGAGGAUUGGUGUUGGAUCCCCGAAAUAAUACUCAUCUAAUGUUCUGGACAGACUGGGGUAAAAACCCACGAAUUGAAAAGGCCAGCAUGGAUGGCACCUUGCGAACUGUCUUAAUAAGUCACAAAAUCUUCUGGCCAAAUGGAUUAAGUAUUGAUUAUCCAACUAGACUACUUUAUUUUGCUGAUGCAUAUUUGGAUUAUAUUGAAUAUUGUGACUACUUUGGGAACAACAGGAGACAGGUUUUAGCUAGUGACUUGGUCCUGCAACAUCCACAUGCCAUAACUAUUUUUGAGGAUUAUGUGUAUUGGACUGAACGACGAUCUAAUCAUGUUGUCAGAGUAAAUAAGUGGCAUGGAAAGAACCAGACUGUGAUGAUCAGAAAUUUAAUUGAGCCACUCGGAAUAGUUGCUGUUCAUUCUGUCAGGCAGCCACCCGCUUGGAAUCCAUGUUUGUCCAAUCCUUGCAGCCACUUAUGCCUGCUCUCUGCAUCGGCUCCUAGAUUCUAUUCAUGUGUCUGCCCCUCAGGCUGGAACCUAAUGGCUGAUUUAAAACACUGCGCUAAAGUCGAACAACCUUUCCUAAUUGUUGUGCGAAACAGCAUCAUCUUUGGCAUUUCUCUGGAUCCUAAUGACAAAACUAGUGAUGCCAUAGUUCCUGUAGCUGGAGUUCAAAAUGGCUAUGAUGUUGACUUUGAUGAAGAAGAGGUUCUGUAUUGGGUAGAAUAUCCAGGAGAAAUUCAUACUGUGAGGUCAGAUGGAACGAAUAGGAGUAUGUUUGCUCCAGCUUCCACCAUUGGCUCCCCUGUGGGCUUGGCUUAUGACUGGAUCUCUAUGAACCUUUACUAUACCAACUUUGACCAACAGUCCAUUGAGGUAGUAAAUGUGCAUAAUGAUGUCAAGUACAGAAAAACAAUACUAGCAAAUAAUGGACAAAGGACUGGUGUUGGGACACCCAGAGGUAUUGUGGUAGAUCCAGCAAGAGGGAAGUUGUACUGGACAGAUCAAGGUACCGACAGUGGAAUUCCAGCAAAAAUUGCUAGUGCUUAUAUGGAUGGCUCUAAUCCUCGAGUUCUCUUCACUAAUGAUCUAGAUCAAGUAGAGUUCAUUAGCAUUGACAUCAAAGCACGCAGGCUGUACUGGGCUGUGUCUGGUACAGGAGUGAUUGAACGCGGAGAUCUAAAUGGUUUGCACCGGAUGACUGUGGUUAACCACCUUUCUCAUCCUCGGGGUUUAGCCAUUUACGACGGCUUCCUUUACUAUACAGAUUCUGAUUUUGAGAUCAUUGAGCGUGUGGACAAGAUUACUGGUGAAAACCCAGUUGUGAUGAGGAAUAACAUUGCAGGGCUGAAUUGCCUCAGAGUUUACUUCAGAGACAGGUCAGCUGGUUCCUCCAACGGAUGCACUAACAAUAUUGGAACGUGUGAACAACUGUGUCUACCUAGACCCAAUGGAGCCUAUACUUGUGCUUGUAAUACAGGCUACCGUAUGAACCCAGAUAACAAGACCUGCUCAUCGUCUGAUUCAUUUUUGAUUGUGUCCCAGCUAUCUAUUAUCAGAGGAUUCAACCUGGAUGCAAAUGACCAUUCUGAAGCCAUGGUACCAGUGGGUGGCAGUAUGCACUUUGCCCUGCAUGUGGAUGUACAUAUAGCAUCAGGAUUUAUUUACUGGUGUGAAUUCAGUACAGCAGCUUCAAGGAAUGCUAUUCGGAGGAUUAAACCUGAUGGAUCUUCCUUCCAAAGUGUACUAGUUACAGGAAUUGGUCAGAAUGGUAUCCGAGGAAUUGCAAUAGAUUGGGUAGCAGGCAAUCUCUAUUUCACAAAUGCUUUCCAAACUGAGACAUAUAUUGAAAUUCUCCGUUUGAAUACCACUUUUCGUCGAGUUCUCGUGAAAACAUCAGUGGAUCGGCCCAGACAUAUUGUAGUAAAUCCAAAGAUCCGAUAUAUCUUCUGGGCUGAUUAUGGUCAGAAUCCUAAAAUUGAGCGGGCUUUUCUUGAUGGCUCUAACAGAACUGUCUUAGUGGAUGAUGGUAUUGUCAUGCCACGAGGUCUAGCUGUUGACCACACAAAUAAUUACAUCUACUGGGUUGAUGACUCCCUUGACUUGAUUGCGAGGAUCUCACCAGAUGGUGCUGAACAUGAGAUAAUUCGUUAUGGCAGUCGCUAUCCUACCCCAUAUGGAAUCACUGUUUUUGAAAACAGUAUGAUUUGGGUGGAUAGAAACUUGAAGAAGAUUUUACGCGCAAGUAAAGAACCUGGAAACAUGGAACAACCUUCUGUUAUCCGAGACAAUUUGAAUUUGUUAAGGGAUGUGGUAGUGUUUGAUAAAAGGAUUCAACCAACAUCUACCCAGCAAGUUAACAAUAACCCUUGCUUGCGUUCUAAUGGAGAAUGUGCCCAAUUUUGUUUCGCAUUGCCUGAUUUGCAAGUGCCAAAAUGUGGGUGUGCCCAUGGUAGGUUGGCUGCUGAUGGGAAACAUUGUAUGAUCGUCACUAAUGAUUAUUUGAUAUAUGCAACAGAAGGUUCCAUUCGGAGCCUUCACUUCGAUUUAGCUGACCAUACACUGCCCUUCGCAACAGUGAAUGUAUGGUGGACUGCAGUGGCACUUGACUAUGACAGCGGUGACAACAGAAUUUAUUUUACACAAAGUUUUGGCCGAGGGCAUAGCACAAUCAGCUACAUCAGUCUUGAUGAUGCUUCUGCUUCUCCUACACAGGUGAUAUCAGGCUUGGGUGCUCCUGAUGGAAUUGCCUAUGACUGGAUCAACAAGAGGAUUUAUUAUAGUGAUUACUUGAAUCAAACAAUCAGCUCCAUAAAAGUGGAUGGCACCAAUCGGUCAAUCAUUGCAAAUGUUCCGAGGCCAAGAGCUGUUGUACUGGAUCCUUGCAGAGGGUACAUGUAUUGGACUGAUUGGGGAACUAGUCCUAAAAUAGAACGAGCAACGCUUGGAGGAAGCUUUCGUACACCCAUUAUAAAUACCAGUUUAGUGUGGCCAAAUGGACUGACAAUGGACUAUGAAGAUCAGAAACUCUACUGGGCUGAUGGCUCUCUACGGAAGAUUGAACGAUGUAGUCUUACAGGUACAAACCGUGAGGUGAUUGUUAGCACUGCAAUUUACCCAUUCGCAGUCACCCUGUAUGAUGAAUAUCUCUACUGGACAGACUGGAGCACUAAAAGCAUCUACCGGGUCAAUAAACAUGAUGGGUCUGACCAGACUGUGAUGAUACAAGACCUCCCACAUCGUCCAAUGGAUAUUCAUGUCAUGUCUGAGAACAAGCAGCGACAUUGCAAUAAUCCAUGUGAUCAAUUUAAUGGUGGUUGCAGUCACAUUUGUACCCCAGGGCCUGAGGGUGCAGAAUGCCAAUGCCCUGCUCAUGGAAAUUGGCGCCUCGUUAAUAACAACAAAGAUUGUGUUUCAUCUGAUUCUACUACAUGCGCCACUGGCUACUUUACUUGUUUGAAUGGACGUUGUAUCCCAGAAAGGUGGAAAUGUGACACUGACAAUGAUUGUGGAGAUCACAGUGAUGAAACAGAGAGAGUAUGUGCUUUUCAUACCUGUUCACCAUCUGCUUUCACUUGUGGAAAUGGCCGGUGCACACUAUAUAGGUAUCGCUGUGACCAUUACAAUGACUGUGGAGACAACAGUGAUGAGGUUGGCUGCUUGUUCCCUACUUGCAAUCCCACUACAGAAUUCACCUGUCUUAAUGGAAGAUGUAUUGGCAGUAGCUUUGUCUGCAAUGGCGUGAAUGACUGCCAUGAUAAUGGAACUUCAGAUGAGAGGAACUGCCCUGAUCGGACCUGUCAGCCUAGCUAUACAAAAUGUCAAACAACCAACAUUUGUAUUCCUCGCACUUAUCUUUGUGAUGGAGAUAAUGAUUGUGGUGAUAUGAGUGACGAGAGCUCCACUCACUGUGCCACUGGAACUUGUGCAGAGAAUGAGUUCCGCUGCUCUUCUGGUCGCUGUAUCCCAUCACACUGGUAUUGUGAUGGUGGAAUGGAUUGUGCUGAUGGGUCUGAUGAACCAUCUACUUGUCAUCGCACAGAGCGCACUUGUUCAGGCCAACAGUUCAAAUGUGAUGAUGGCAGAUGUAUCCCCUCAACCUGGAUCUGUGAUGGUGACAAUGAUUGUGGGGACUUAAGUGAUGAAGAUCAAAGACAUAACUGCGCAAACCGCACCUGCACAACUACAGAAUUUACAUGUGUCAACAGCCAUCCUCCACACAGAAGGUGUAUCCCUCGGACAUGGAUUUGUGAUGGAGAUUCUGACUGUUCUGAUGCUUUAGAUGAACAUCAGAAUUGCACUAGGCGGUCCUGCAUUGCAACAGAGUUCACUUGUGACAAUGGCCUCUGUAUUAGGAAUUCAUACAGAUGUGACCGACGCAAUGAUUGUGGUGAUGGUAGUGAUGAACAAGGAUGUAGAUACCAACCUUGUGCCCAGCACCAGUUUACAUGUCAGAAUGGUCGCUGUGUUUCACAGUUAUGGGUCUGUGAUGGCGAUAAUGAUUGUGGAGAUAGAUCUGAUGAGACGGAACACCUGUGUGUCACCUCUGAGCCAACAUGCCCUCCACAUCAUUUCAGAUGUGACAAUGGAGCCUGUAUUGAAAGUGGCAAGGUGUGCAAUGACAUCGAUGAUUGUUCUGAUAACAGUGAUGAGAAAACAUGUGGUGUUGAUGAGUGCAAUGAUUCUGCACUGAAUCAUUGCACACACGGGUGCACCAACACAUUGACUAGUUUCUUCUGCUCUUGUAACCCUGGCUACCAUCUCAUGGAUGAUCAACAGACUUGUGAAGACAUUGAUGAAUGCAAUGUAACACCCGAUGUUUGCAGUCAGAUUUGCGAAAACACGGAGGGUUCCUACAUCUGUAAAUGUGCCCCAGGACAUCUUCGAGAAACUGAUGGAAGAAGUUGUCGCCAAAACAGCAAUAUUGCUCCUUAUCUCCUCUUCAGUAAUCGCUACUACAUACGUAAUCUGUCUGUGGAUGGGGAAAUUUAUACUCUUGUUCAACAAGGUCUCAUUAAUGUGGUGGCCUUGGACUUUGACAGAGUUGAGCAGAGAUUGUACUAUAUUGACUUGGGUCAAAGAAUUAUUGAACGGAUUUUCCUGAAUGGAACCCAAAAGGAAACUAUAAUUAACCACGAUUUGCAAGGUGCGGAAGGCCUGGCUAUUGACUGGGUUGCAAGGAAGCUGUACUGGCUUGAUCAAUUUAAAAAUUGCCUCAAUGUUGCAGAACUUGAUGGAAGGUUCCGCAAAAUGCUGGCUGAUCACUGUGUAGAUACAGGCAAUGUUUACUGCUUUGAGAACCCUCGAGCUAUUGCUGUCUAUCCAAAAUAUGGAUAUAUUUUCUGGACUGACUGGGGCUAUCAAGCGUAUAUUGGACGCAUAGGUAUGGAUGGUAAAAACAAAUCUGCCAUUGUUACCAAAAAAUUGGAGUGGCCCAAUGGAUUGACCAUUGACUACACAAAUGAUAAACUCUAUUGGACUGAUGCUCAUCUGAAUUAUAUCGAAUUUUCUAACCUGGAUGGAAACUACCGGCACAUGGUAUUUGAUGGAACCCUAAGCCACCCUUUUGCCAUUAGCCUAUUUGAAGAUACAAUAUAUUGGACUGACUGGAACACAAAAUCAGUGGAGAAAGCAAAUAAAUACACUGGGGAAGGCAGGGUAUUGUUGGUGAACACCACCCAUCGGCCCUUUGACAUUCAUGUAUACCAUCCAUACCGACAGCCAAUUGCAAACAAUCCAUGUGAUAAAGAUAAUGGUGGCUGCUCCCAUCUGUGUCUGAUAGCAGAAGGUGGUCAAGGUCACACGUGUGAAUGUCCAGAUAACUUCAUUAAGCAGUCUGGCAGCAUCACUCAGUGUAUCCCCAUGUGCACAAGUACACAGUAUAGAUGUCUUGACAAUGAAAGGUGCAUUCCAAUCUGGUGGAAAUGUGACGGACAGAGAGAUUGCCGGGAUGGAUCAGAUGAACCUGCAACCUGCCCAAUCCAUUAUUGUAGAAUUGGACAGUUUCAGUGCAAUGAUGGAAACUGCACUACUCCCAGCUUCCUGUGUAAUGGUUAUCAGGAUUGUACAGAUGGAUCUGAUGAAGACAUCAUACUUUGUAUCAAUCACCAGUGUGAGAACUACCAGUGGCAGUGUGCCAAUAAACGCUGUAUUCCUGAAGCCUGGCAAUGUGAUGGGGAAAACGACUGCAUAGAUAGUUCUGAUGAGGAUCCUGCUCACUGUGCUUCCCGAACUUGUCAUUCAGGCCAGUUUAAAUGUAACAAUGGCCACUGCAUUCCACAAUCCUGGAAAUGUGAUGUAGAUAAUGACUGUGGCGAUUACUCUGAUGAGCCCUUUGACGAAUGCCAUGGGGUUAACUACUCCUGCGAUAACCACACUGAGUUUGCCUGUCAAACAAAUUAUCGCUGUGUUCCAAAGUGGGCUGUAUGCAAUGGUAAUGAUGACUGCCGGGACAACAGUGAUGAGCAAAAUUGUGAGGAUCUUACUUGCAAUCCGGUGGGCGAUUUCCGAUGUGACAGUCAUUGGUGUAUUCCACUUCGCUGGAAGUGUGAUGGAGAAAAUGACUGUGGCGAUGAUUCUGAUGAGCGUGAUUGCGACCCUCGUGAAUGUACAGAAAGUGAAUUCCGCUGUGACAAUCUCCAGUGUAUUCCUAGUCGUUGGGUGUGUGAUCAUGAAAAUGACUGUGAGGAUAACUCGGAUGAACGAGACUGUGAGCUGCUAACAUGCCUGCCCGGUUACUUUGAGUGUUCUAGUGGUCACUGCAUCAUUGAAAGGUUCAGGUGUGACGGGAAUGCUGACUGUGCAGAUUACUCUGAUGAAAGUACCUGUCCAACUCGCUAUCCCAAUGGAACUUACUGCCCACCGUUCCUGUUUGAGUGCAGGAAUCAUGUCUGUGUGCAACAAUACUGGAAGUGUGAUGGGGACAACGAUUGUGGAGAUGGAUCUGAUGAAGAGCUCCACCAUUGCUUGGACAUUCCAUGUGACUCCCCUUUCCGUUUUCGCUGUGACAAUAAUCGCUGUGUGUACGUACAUGAAUUAUGCAACAAUGUAAAUGAUUGUGGAGAUGGAAGUGAUGAAAAAGAAGAAAACUGUAAACCAGCUACACCUCAUCCUUGCACAACUGGGGAAUACAAAUGUGGAGAUGGAAACUGCAUUCCUGUACGACAUGUUUGUGAUAAUUAUGCUCACUGUGCUGAUCAGUCUGACGAGUUGGGGUGCAAUCAUGAUACGAAACGAUCUUGUUCUGAAAACCUCUGUGAGCACAAUUGUACAGAUCUGAACAAUGGCGGUUUCAUCUGUCAUUGUAGGCCUGGGUAUCAAGUAAAGGAAGAUGAUGCAAACGCUUGUGAUGAUAUCGAUGAGUGUGAGAUCUUUGGCACCUGUCCUCAUAUUUGCAAAAAUAGCAAAGGAAGCUAUGAGUGUUUCUGUGCUGAGGGAUUUCGAUCUAUUGUGGAGGAGCAUGGCAUUCAGUGCGUGGCAACUGGGAAUCCUCCUAUCUUGCUUUUGCCAGAUAGCGUACGCAUUCGGCGAUAUGGCAUGUUAUCUGAAAAAUACACAGAUUAUAUUCAGAAUGAAGAGGACAUCAAAGCUCUUGAUUAUAUCUGGGAUACGGAAGAUCCAGAUCUCAGUGUUGUGUACUGGACUGUCCUGGGACAUGGCUCAGAGUUUGGCGCUAUAAAGCGAGCCUUUCUCACUACUUUUGAUGACAAUGGAAACAAUCCUACUACAGCAGUGGACUUAAAUCUGAAAUAUGUAGUGACACCUGAUGGCAUUGCAGUGGACUGGGUUGGAAAGCAUAUUUAUUGGACUGAUGCCAGCACAAACAGAAUUGAAGUGGCAAAGCUAGAUGGAAGGUACAGGAAAUGGUUGAUUUCCUCUCAACUCGAACAGCCAGCUGCUAUUUCUGUAAAUCCUAAACUUGGGCUGUUCUACUGGACAGACUGGGGCAGAAACCCCAAGAUAGAGUACGCCUGGAUGGAUGGACAGCACCGUCAUGUGCUAGUUAACAGUGGGUUGGGUUGGCCAACUGGCCUUACUAUAGAUUACCUCAAUGGUGACAGAGUUUACUGGAGUGACUCCAAGGAGAAUCUCAUACAGUCUAUGAAGUUUGAUGGCAGUGACAGAAAGCUGGUUAUAAAUGGAGACCUAGGCAAUCCUUACAGCCUUGAUGUUUUUGAAAACCACUUGUACUGGACCUCGAAGGAGAAUGGUGAAGUCUGGAAACAAGACAAAUUUGGAAACAGUCAUAAGAUAAAAGUAAUGACUGUAAACCCAUGGCUAACACAAGUUCGAAUAUAUCAGGAACAGCGUUACAAUCGCUCAGUGCUUAAUCCUUGCAAAGGUGUCUGCAGUCAUCUGUGUUUGCUAAGACCAGGAGGGUACACCUGUGCUUGUCCUCAAGGCAGUCAGUUUCGAGAUGGCAGCCUUAUAGAGUGUGAUGCAGCCAUUGAGCUGGAGCAACCAAUGCCACCUGCCUGCAAAUGUAGGAAUGAAGGAAUUUGUUAUUUUGAAGCAAAUACUACAAAGUGCACAUGUCCUUAUGGAUAUACAGGAAGGUACUGUCAGUUUGGAAGAUCCCAAGCACCAACCCAUUCAACAGCAACUGCAGUCUUGUUGACUAUUAUUAUCAUCUUAAUUCUGGGAGUACUAGCUGGUGGUGCAUUUCUGAAUUACAGACGGACAGGCUCAAUCCUGCCAUCUUUUCCUAAGCUUACAAGUUUAAGUCGUCUUAUGAAGCCUAAAGAUAAUGGAGUGACAUUUAGAUCUGGACUGGAUACUGGAAUAGACAGUGGAGCCUCUGCCAUAGACAUAGAUUCUGCUAUUGAUGGAGCAAUGCAGUUGAAUGAAAACUUUGUAAUGGAGGCAGGAAAGCAACCAGUCACGUUCGAAAAUCCCAUGUUUGGAAUGAAGGGAAAUGUUCCCAGUGAUGCUCCUGAAGUCCAGCAAUCAGCGGAUACAACGGCAGUUGGUGGUGAAACAAAUGGAAGCAGUUUUGAGAAUCCCAUCUCUACAUCUAUGCCUCCUUUUGUGGAAAAGCCUGUUCCAGCUGGAUCACAAGCUCGGAAAUCGAAGUGGAGCUUUUUAAAACGAAAACCUCAACAAGGGGCAAAUUUUGAAAACCCAGUAUAUGCAGAGUGCCAGAAACAGCAACAAACAAAUAACCCAACUGGAGAAACCGUUGCCGUUUCUCAUACUUCUGGAUUACCUCCAAGUAAGUCACGUUCGAAAAAAGACGAACCUUUGACAUAUAGUCCUACAGAGAAUACUUUCAAAGAUACAGCUACUCUUGUCAAAGAAGAUUCAAAUGCAUAAUUCAAAGCUGAACUGAAGGAGAGAUAGACUUUCCUCCAAUACAUUCUAUUUUUAUAUACACCCAGCAUAUUUGGACAUGUCAUAAAUAUUUGGUAAAAGAUACCUUUUAAAGAUAAUUAGAAUGAGCCAACAGCUGUUAAAAGAGGUGGUCUGUCUGUUCCUUUACCUUCAGUAAUAUUUUGUGCCAGCUUUUUUUUUUGUUGUUCUUAUCUGAGAAAACUUUUAAUCCAGGGGUACUUUUUGUACUUCUUUGCACUGGACUUGUGUAAAAGUUUGAAAUAUGUAAUGUUAUAAAUAUGUUGUACAUUUGUAAAUUUUGAAGAGAUUAUGACAAUUAUGUUGCCAAGGGUAUGACUGAUUUAUGCUGAAGGUUGCAAUCAGUGGAAACCUAAAGAUUGAAGUAAGACUACUGAUUUUAAUAUAAACAAAAGUAAUUCUAAAUGUGAAAACUACUGAUCUUGCCACAUAAUAAGAAUUCUUCAUAAACACAUUUUGAUGAAACUAAAUGAUAGAAAACAUAUAUAAAGCACAUACACUGGAGCAUUCGCAUUUUAGUUAUUUGUACACAUUGAAAUUCAUAAUAAAUGAUCAUUCAGACUAUGCUAAACUAAUUGUUAAUCACAGAAAACACACACACACACACACACACACACACACACACACACACACACACACACACACACACACACACACACACACACACACACAGUCGAGAUAUGCUCCAAUCCUGGUAAGCAAAGAAGAUCUUCACAAAAAAGUUCAUUUGAUUAUUCAAAAUUAAAUAUUCAUAAAACUAUUGUUGCAUAAUUGUUUCUUCUGAAAUCUGAGUAGUUUAAUUUUGUUCAUUUUUAGUUAGUUGUGAUUCAGCAGGCCGUUGCUGAAGUCAUGGGUGUAGGACCAAACAGCAUAAGGGAAAGCACUGUCGAACACCAAGGUGUCAUGUGCAAAAAAUGGUAGCUAUAGAACUUAUGAUAAAAACCUAAAUAAUGAAUAAUCUGAGGACAGACUCAUCAAUUGGGUUAAAAUAAAUUGUAGAAGAUACUUCCUAACAUUUUAUGUGGAGGAAAUAUAGGAUCAAUCAGAAAAUUUGAAUCAAUAAUAUUUUUCUUUUAAUUUGACUUCCAGCUUUACAAUUCAUUUACUUUGGUGCAACAGGAAUAGUCAUAUUCACUGGUUUGAAUUGAAUUCUACUUCUUGUAAAUCAAAAGUUUUGAAAUUGGAGAGGAAGAACAGAGUUUGUUUCUAACUGUAAUACUCUUUGCAAAAAAGAACUGUGGAUUGAGGGAAACAUCUACUUUUUAAAAAAAAUGCUUUUCUGACCACUGAAGCUUUCAAAGGAACCAGAUGAAAUCAGUUUAUUCUGGUCCAGUUAUGAAUAUGAGCAAAAUAUCUAUUGAUUAUAAAAUGCUUUGAUAUUUUCAGAUAUUCCUUUAAUUACAAUCAAAUACAUUGUGAAAAGUAAGUACAAUUUAAAACUGGAAAAUAGAACCAAUGGGAAAUACAGCAUUGGAUACAGGCGACUGUUUUUUACAGAUUACACUUUAAAUAUAUACCUCAUGACCAAUAUUAAAAUGAUUAGGCCCGGAUAUGUUCUCUUAUCCGUCAGGAUUCAAGGAAUGAUUGGGAUGACAGUUCAUCUUGGCUUACUUCACACUGAAGUACAAUUCCAACAGGCAAUAUCCAGUAAAUGGCCUAGACUAGCUGCCUAAAUUUUAGCUAAAGGUCUGCACAUCUACUCCAUAUUGAUUGUACUUAAUGUGAUUAUAGUUUUAUAUAUUUUACAUCGUAAUAAUGAAUAUUUUAGAAUCCUUUGUAUGCUAAUUUUUAUGGAUGUAUUUUAAUUAGCAUGAAAUUUAUGUUGUACUUCGAUCAAGAAAAAAAAUUGUUACUGGAAUAAAUAUGCUCAAAAUGUCCAAUAAAUUUUGUUAUUUUA
Messenger RNA from Stegostoma tigrinum, 15919 nucleotides. RefSeq names its product low density lipoprotein receptor-related protein 2a (gene lrp2a). Bases 37 to 13986 code for a protein of 4649 amino acids. Lineage: Eukaryota; Metazoa; Chordata; Chondrichthyes; Orectolobiformes; Stegostomatidae. The record is from RefSeq and is a predicted model, not a curated record. Gene Ontology annotation, molecular function: protein binding; calcium ion binding. The transcript has 79 exons.